GAUUCCUUCCUUCGCGGAUAAGGCCCGAUCACAGCCGUCCGUUGUGUGAAUAACCAGCGAAGAGGGAGACGGGAGAACAGAGAGCGAGGUUGGAUCGGAGAGUCUCGAUCGAGAUGGCGCAUGCAAGGCGGCAGACGGGGACGGUGAUCUGGUUCAGCGGCGCCAAGGGCUUUGGCUUCAUCGCGCCGGACGGCGGCGGCGAGGAUCUCUUCGUCCACCAGAGCGCCAUCCGGGCCGAGGGAUUCCGGGCGUUGUCGGAGGGUGACGCCGUCGAGUUCUCCGUGGAUCAGGCCGAUGACGGCCGGAGCAAGGCCGUGGACGUCACCGGGCCCAAUGGGGCGGCCAUCUUCCUCGGCGGCGGCGGAAGGGGUGGUUCCGGCGGCAGGGGUAGGGCCGGGGGCGGCGGGUAUGGGUAUGGAGGUGGCUAUGGGGGUGGUGGGUAUGGGAGAGGGUGGAGGAGUGGUGGAAGAGGUGGAAGGAUGGGCGGCGGCGGCGGCGGCGGUGGUUAUGGUGGGGCCGGUGGUGGCGGAUAUGGUGGUGGUGGUGGUGGUGGUGGUGUUGGGCCUUGUUACAACUGCGGGAGAAAUGGGCAUCUAGCUAGGGAUUGCAGACAAGGAGGAGGAAGUGGUGGAGGAGGCGGUGGAGGGGGAGGGAAGUACGGCGGUUAUGGUGGUGCUGGUGCUGGUGCUGCUGGUGGAGGAGGAGGUGGAUGUUACAAUUGUGGAGAGCAUGGCCAUUUUGCAAGGGAUUGCCCCAACGUCAAUUGAUGGAUAGCUUCAUGCACCCACAAAAAAGGGAAAAAUAAGAAAAAGAAUGGUUCUUGUUCUCCUAAUUGAUGAGAAAGGAGGAUUAGCAGUAGAUGGUGAAGAGGUCACGCAAUGUGAAGAAAGAGAAGAAAAGUAGAGAGUAAAAGAAGAGAUGAGGAUGGAAGCAAUCAGAAGAAAGGAAAAGUGUGUGACACUGAAAAUAGUUAUAACUUUAUUAAGUUCUUUUAGAUCUUUAGAUGUCAUGCCUAACAGUAUGAUUCUUAUUGCACUUCACACUCCAGAUCUGAGCCCCAGCAACAUAAAUUUGGGCUUUAUAUGUCAUAUGAAGAACUUUUGUAUCUGCAAACUUUAUACUUUUACUAUCUACUACUACUACUACUACUACUACAAUAAUCACUUGUUGCUAAUGUAGUAUUACUAUUCUAUUGUGCAAGAAUUCCUUUCAUAGGUUUCACAACUGGAGGUGUCAUAGCUGCAAGUGUUCUAUUCUACACCUGCUUUUGUGUUUAACCAUGCAUUAGAGUUUCUGUCAGCCUGAGAUAUCAACUAGGCAACUUAUUUUGGAGCACUUCUUUAUCUUUUGGGCUCUACAACAGCAUUAGAUUCGCCUUUAAUUGCAUUGUCCUCUAGCAGAAAAACAUUAUCAUGACUGUUGAAAACUCCAUUUCUUUUUUACAUUUUUAUCUAAAAAAUGAGUAUCCAGAUUUUGAUAAUAGUACAGAACCAUCCAAUAUAUCAGAUAAUAGCUUUCUUCAUGUUUUGUGCUUGUUUAGAAGCAUGGUCCAUAUUGUUGUCAGAUAUCUUUUCUAUAAAUAUAACAUUUUGUUUAUAUAUGUGUUUUCUUCUUCUUCCAUCUGACCUCUCUUCUCCAGUUCCUUGCUAGAAUAUUGUUGGUCCUACAACGAAAAAUGUAAGGUUUUCAUGUUAAAUUGCAUCUUUCAGAUGCUACUUAAAUGCCAAAAUGCAUGUAGAUCACUAACCAUGCAUGCAUAUGUCAUACUCAUACCUUAGAGAAUCCAUCAAGUAAUUUUUAACUUAAUGAGAAUUUAUUGUCAUGGAAGGAAACUUUAUGCUGCAGCUUGUGACCACAGAACCAUAUUUGUUGUCCAAACUAUACGAUUUGGUGCAUCAUGGCCUCAUGGAUGCCCAGAGUAUAAAUUGCUGAAAGUACUGUUGGGCUAAAUAUUUUCUUUCCUGUGGCUUAUUUAAAGUGAUGCUCCAAUUGCAACAGGAAAUGAUGACAAGUAGCAUUAAACUAAAACAUAAAUGUUUCCAGAAUGAACUGGCAAAUUAUUCGAUGCUGCCGUUGCUUCUGUGAAACUUACCCCACAAACACUGGUAAGAGAAUAUGAAGUCUGAUAGCUUAAUCAACAUAUAAGCUUCUCCUCUCUGUCUUCCCUUGAUGAUUAAAGGGGAAGCCAAGAAAUACUUACUCUGAUCCAUAUCCAGCUGAAGGGAAUAAUUUGUGUGCAGUAACUUGUGCUUAUAUAUACAGUGGAGAAACUGUGGAUUGCCCUUUCUAUGCUGUAAGGAACAUCUUCCAAGCAGAAGCUUUGGUUAAGAGAUCAUGCUGAAGAAUAUGGCCUUAACCUCAAAAGGCUACUCAAUAUAUUUUUAUUCUUUAUGGAUUAUAUAAAUUUCAAGUAACUAUUCUGUUUUAUA
This is a messenger RNA of Musa acuminata AAA Group (dessert banana), 2429 nucleotides long. Its product is annotated as glycine-rich protein 2-like. NCBI's taxonomy places the organism in Eukaryota, Viridiplantae, Streptophyta, Magnoliopsida, Zingiberales, Musaceae. The transcript is spliced from 2 exons. Gene Ontology annotation, molecular function: zinc ion binding; nucleic acid binding. The coding region runs from base 114 to 767 and encodes 217 amino acids. The record is from RefSeq and is a predicted model, not a curated record.